Geodia barretti is the source of this 6400-nucleotide messenger RNA. NCBI's taxonomy places the organism in Eukaryota, Metazoa, Porifera, Demospongiae, Tetractinellida, Geodiidae. The record is from the annotation of a GenBank genome assembly.
AUUAGCGCCCUCCGCUGUUAUGCCUACUGCGCUUACCGGUACCAGCGAAGGCCCGGCCUGACAGAUAUAGGUUUCGGUUUUUCGGUCCCUGGACGACUCUGUUUUGUGUGUGAGUGAAAGUAAGAGACAAAUAUGUCUGGAGCAAGACCCACUAGAGACCUGGAAAUAUUCGAGACGCCAGACCCGACCCCCAACGCGUUCACCUACGAGGAUGACAGACAUAGUGAAGUAGUUCACUCUCUCGACGCAAACAUCAAGAGCUCUUUCAAGAGAUUUAAAAACACGUCUCUGGACCCGAAAAGUGCAGAUUUUUCUGAUGCUCUCGGUCGUCCAAGACAGUGCGGGUACCAGGCCGAGCCCAGCGAGUAUGGAAUCCAGCCUGUUGCCAGGGAACCAGAGACUCUGAUGCAGCGGUACCAGAGACUGAAGACUGAAGUGGUGGAGUUGGCAACGGACGUGCAGGAGGUCUCGGAGGCUCAACAGAGCUCAGACAAGAUGCUCGACGUGUCUCCCGUUGAUCUGGCUCAGGAUGUAGAUCUUAAAAGUCAAGUCGAGGCUAUCGGCUGUGGGGAUAGGGGCGUGGCUUCAGGUAGUCACGGUAACCAACCAAUCUACGAACUCUAUGCUAAAACGGAGACGGCGAAAUUUUCCCAUCUCUCGAAGUUGAGUGAGGUUGAAGAGAGACUGGCUCAGCUGGAAGGAGUGGUAGGAAACGCAGAUAUGAAAGUGUGCAGUACAGUUGGUGGGCUGGAUGCCGACCAAAACGAUCUCUCUACAGCAGUUCUGAAUCUCCAGGCCAAGGUAGCACUCCUGGAUUCUGGACACAUCAGUGCCAUUGCCGAGCAACUACAGGAGGUGCUGACACUGUUGGGUAGCGUGGAUAAAAAGUCUGAAGAAGGAGAGAAAGAUGCAGACAGGCAGACCAAGGUCUCUGAGGCUCUGGAGGCUGUGAGCAGAAUGAAAUCCAUUGCUCCCCUCAUCCCUGAUUUGAUAUCGAGACUGCAUGCUCUGAGGGAUUUGCAUGAGAGAGCGGCUCAGUUUGCAAGCUCCGUGGCUGUAAUGGCAGACAGUCAGGACCAACUGACCAAACAGACUGAACACCUACAAUCCCUGCUAACAGAGAUGGAGGCUUCAUUCAAGGAGAACCUUGCAACUGUUCAAGCCAACUUUGCAAAUCUGGAGGCUCGAUUUGAUGCAGUCAAGGCAUGAGAUGUGUGCAUAGCUCUAUACCCCAUGCUAGGUACAUAUCAGCAAACAGUGGUCCAAACUGACAAAUGUUCAUUAAAACUUCGUCUAAUUUAUUCAGUGAUACGAUAAUGUAGCGUUUGUUGUAGGAAAACUUCAUUUUUGAAUCAUGUGUGAAAAGUCAUGACGAGUGAUGGUCGAAUGUGACGUGAUUGGAGGUGGAGAGAGAGUGAAAAAUGGCCGUCAUCCCUGGGUCUGCAGGUGAACAACACACUAGGCCCACCCCAACAUCUCCCUCAAAAUCAGCCACCAUGCUGGGAGCAAUUCGGUAAAAGCUCCACGUCUCUUCCUCAUCUUUUGUACCCCUGCACUCGACAGCUAGACUCUCGCGCACGUGAGACACGCGAACUGCGACGUCGGUGGCGCUGCGCCAGGGACGUACGGACCAGUCGCUGGACCCGUUCGUCACGACGCAAGACAUGCGCGGUGAACCGUCGACCAUUUCGAUGCCGGCCUUCAUCCACCGUUCCUCGGUCGCGUAAACCAUGAGCCCUGCCUGGUCGAACUGAUGCGUGGCGUUUUCCAAACUGAAAUGGAGCUCCGCCGUCCAUUCUUUUAGUCCGUUAGGAACCUUCAUUAGGAGGGCGGGAGCGUCCGUCUUUACCAGUAGUGGCGCGUAGAACGUCUUCUGCCAGAAAUCACUCUUUUCGGUUGUUGUCACGUGCAACCCCGCGCGCCAAACGCCUGCUGCUGCUUCGAGUUCGGAGACCAGCUGGAACUUGGGCUGUUUGUUGAUCCAGUACAGGUGGUCGGGGAGACGCGCCAACCGGAAAAAGUCCAAACGCUCCUCGAACUGCUCUUUCGCCAUUUUGUAGGUCAGCUACACUUACCCCCACAACCGUUCAUGCGCAGUUUGGUGCAUUCGGGCGUUUUGGCUCUGCACUCUCUUUUUAAUUUUGGAGAGACACAGAAAGAGAGAAGAUGGCGGAAGCGACGGAUCAGCUGGAGAACGGCGGGUGCGAGGAAGACGAGGACUCUCACUCGGACCAAGACGAAGAUGAUCCGCAGAAACCGGAGUGGGUCGGCUAUUUCCGUCUCCCUAAGAGAGACGUGAAGCUCGGAGCACCGUUCCUGCCCACGGAUGAGUACCUGCCGGAAGCUGCCAAGAAGAAGGCGACAGUCAACCCGGCAGUGGCGGAGAUGUACACUGGGACUUGGACCAGGAGGAAGACAACCGGAGAGUCACUGGGGGCUCCUCAGACUGUACUGGUCAAACCGGUCGGGUUCCUGAGCGAGAGGGAGGCUCGUAUUCUCUCUAUUGUAGCUGGAACUGACGCAAGUGCGACAAAGUUCAACGUCACCCGUUUUUACGGUGCCGUCAUCUACGCCCCUACCGCAGAGUACCGCAUUGUGCUUGAGUACUGUGAUAUGGGUUACCUGAGAGACUAUGUCCUCAACACAAAGAAAGAGAUUGAUGGGCCUGACCUCGCCAUGCAAAUCGCCAAUGGUAUGAGGUACCUUCAUUACGGUGCCCCAUUUCAUCCCAUCAUUCACCGAAAUCUCCACCCACUCAGCGUUUUGCUCAAGUCCGGUCCUGGCGGCAAAGUCGUAACAAAGCUGCAUGGGUUUCAACAUGCAAAGAUAAUGGCCCCCCAUGAGACGUUUGGAGGGCAAACAGUAGCUCCCACCAACCCUGGACUGUGGCAAGGACCAGAGCUAAUAAUGGGUGAGGACACGUCGCGCACAGAGUCGGACGUCUACUCGUAUGGGAUGGUGGUCUGGCACAUAUUCUCACGGCAGCUGCCUUGGGAGGGGAAGAGGAUGACGGACCCCCAAAUAAUGAGACUAACCGUCAUGAACAAAAAGAGACCGACAAUGCCUCCCAGUUCAGAUUGCCCCAAACUAUACGAAGUCCUCAUCGACAAAUGCUGGGACGAAGAUUUUAAGAAACGGCCAGAUUUCAUAGUCAUCAUGAAAGCUCUCCGAAGGAAUGAUGUCACCGUUAUAGACCCAACUGCUCUGGUGGCCAAAUGUUCAGCUGUUGAGCCUCCACCUCCUGUGGAAGAUGUGGAAAAGCGGCCAGAAUGGGAGCUGGAUCCCGAGAAUCUGCCGACAGAAGGAGACCAAAUCUUAUCCUCCAACAAAUCCACCAGCACAGUUGUGGUUGCCAAGUACGACGACGAUCGCCAGGUGGCGCUAUGGAAACCAGUCAGAAUAGACACCGAGAAGCCAACGAGGGAGCAGUUUGCAGACUACAUGGCCGUUGCUAGGAAAAUAUCACACGAUCACGUGAUAUCAUGUGACGGUGUGCUCCUGAUGGAAUCGAUCCAGCUCCCGCUCAUGGAGCUGAGCGUGCGGCAACACCUGAAGGGGAAGAGGGUUAAAGACGCCAAGACCAACAAGCAGAAGACCAUCGUCAAAGGAUUCGGGUCAAUGACCGACGAUCAAACUUCGCACGUCAUGAAAUGUGUCCUGAAAGGGUUAAAUUACCUUCACACCACUGCUGGAAUCUCCCACAGGGGUCUGAGCACGUCAAAUGUACUCAUCAGUAAAAACAAGAAAUCCCGCGCGACAGCGUGGAGCGUCCGUCUGUGCGACUACAACCUCUGUGCACUCGGAAUUGAUUCUCACUCAAACAGCGCUCGCUAUCUUCCUCCCGCGGCCGUGAGGGGAAAACCGAGGGGCGACCUUUACACCUGCGGAAUUAUGUUUGUCGAAAUGCUAACCGGGAAAGACAAUUCGACGACCGACAAGAAGAAGAAGGACAUCUGGUCGAAGGCUCGCACUGAAGUGAGGCAGCAGUCGAGGAGGAUAUGGGAGGCGGUCAAACUGUGCGAAAAUAUCGAAACACAUGAAAAUCUGACACCCAGUGCAGUGUUGGGAUUUUUGUAGCUUACAUCAUUGCUCUCUUCUCUCCAUUACGUCACUUUUUCGCGUGUUUUUAUAAUUAUCUGCUGUGUGUUGUUGCAAAACUUAGUGUUAUAAAAAAUUUAUCAUCAUUUGUGAUUUCCAUUUAGACAUGUAUAUCAAGGAAAAAUAUAACUCCUGUAAUAUCUAUAAUUAUAGUCCCAAGAAAUGUGGCUAGCUUUCUUCUUGCAUGGAGUGAAAGGCCGAAAUGAGAGUAUUCAGCCCUGUAAUAUAGCCUUCAUCUGGUCCAGAGUAUUUGACUGGGUCGUGUUUGCACCUCGCGUGGGUCGCGUGUGCGAAAUCAAUCAUCCUAACCUUGACUAAUGUCCCUGCUUCUUCCACAGAGAAACUGUCAGACUCUCCUUUGGAACGUUGGUGGUCUAAAUCUUCAACUGGGAGUUCCUCGCUAAAUGACGGUCCGUUUGCACCGCCCUCCCUCUCCUCCCCACCCUCACCUCCUCCGACUUCACUCCCGGAUGAUAAUUUCGAAAAACUUUCUCUCCCCUCCAAAACCCUGGUCCUUUCCCUAAGAGUCGGCCCAGAAUCACUAGCAGUAGCGGCACCAGUUUGCUCCAGUUUCCCGUCGUACACAAUCAACAGAGAAGACGAGAAGAAUCGAAAAGAGUCCUGUCGUUGAAUCAUAUCUCUCAGCUGCCGGAGCUUGCAAAGGAGUGCCGAGAUUACGUCUGAGCGUAGGGAGAACCCGCUGUGGACAAAGUGUCGCAGUUCGUCGUGGAAACCUUGCGGGGUUAGCUCUCGGCAGUAGUACUUGUCCUUGAAGGUGUAGACUCCUAGAGAGGAAUUGUAGACCUGUACGAGAGGGAGAGAGACUUUUCAUACUGCCAUGUCCCAUACUUUCAUACUUCAAUGUUCCAUACGUUCAUACUCCCAUGUCCCAUGCUCCCAUGACACGUAUAAUAUGUAGUGUUUUCUGUCUCUGAGCAUAAGUCCAUGAAGAAAUUAUACCAUGUGAUGCCAAGAGAAAAAGAUGCGGAGCUCUCCAUGCAUUUCUUUCUCUCUGCUCUUUGACUAUAGUGUGCAAUUGAAACACGUCAUGUCUCCCCCAUACCUGGACACCCGCCAUGCUGACUCCGAGCCGUGCGGAGGUGGUCGACGCACAUCUCUCCAUGUGUCGUCGUUGCUUCUCCUCCGAUUGGUCGUCUCCAUGACGACGAGUCCCCAUCUUUAGGUCCAUGAUACACGGUCGAUCAAAGCUACACGUCAGGUCUUCCAGGACGAGGUAAUCUGUUUGCAGGAUUAUGAAUUUUAAAGAGGAAGUGCUUGGUCCAGAGUUCACUAGUUAGUAAACGUUUAGUGAAUUGACUUUAGCCACUAUGUAAACUCUCUAACAUAAUAUCAGCACCUAGUUUACAAAAUAUGGUUACGGGUUUAUGCAAUGCUCGGGAAAAGAAUAUUAAAAAGCUACUGCAAUAACGUUCCUCUUGUUUUUGAGUCUUGUUGGUUGUUGCCUGCGAAAAACCACUUUCAGGGAUAACUGGCAACCUUGAAUAAUCUAGCAGGCCAGAUUUUUUAAAAUAAUACACAUUUGCUCCGAACAAUGCACUGAAAUUCAUGUGGUUAAUCUGGCUAUCUCAUUCUGUGCACACUUGCUUAUAAGGCACACACACAUGGUGACAAUAUUGAAUUUGUGUGGGACUAAGGUGUGUGACUGAGAGUGGUGGGACUUGCCUUGGAAGAGGUCCUGGAGUUGUGUGGCACCAAAGUGUGCGAGAAUCGACUGCAUGUUAGUCAUGCAAGCCGUACUCCAGGGAUUUGAGAAGUAGCCGUUUGAAGCUUUCACGAUUUCCUCAUGUUUCAGUCCGUUGAAACCGGCUGUCGCCUUUAUGAAAUCGAGUCUCACGAUUGGGUGAGUGAGCGACUGCGUGUCACCCUCGGUCCUGUCCCCAGACACACACGUUUCCAUUUCCCCGUUCCCCACCCCGGACCCGUGUCCGGUCUCGAUUCCAUUCCCGGUGGCGACGAGGUGGACCCUACCAUCUUCAGUCAAUUUGAAUCUGAUGCUUACAACACCGUAAUAAACUGGCGUGAAUUUCUUCAACUCUCCGGGCAACGUGGAGUAGAAUAAAUGCUCGCGAGGGAGCAUCGGCUUGCAUAUUGCCUUCCCGAACUUCAUUAGCAGAGAGUGGCCGCCGACCUGGUGGCCGUAGGCCCGCAGCUCCACCGGUCCGUCUUUAGUCAACUGACUGAUGUAAUCUUCGUCGUCUGUACUGCCGUUCACCAGCGUUUCUAGACCGGCUGACAUGUCUCUCCGGCUUUGUGUGGGUAGGCUUUGCAGAAUUGUACCGAA